Uranotaenia lowii is the source of this 706-nucleotide messenger RNA. Its product is annotated as beta-alanyl-dopamine/carcinine hydrolase-like. The transcript has a single exon. The record is from RefSeq and is a predicted model, not a curated record. Lineage: Eukaryota; Metazoa; Arthropoda; Insecta; Diptera; Culicidae. Bases 16 to 522 code for a protein of 168 amino acids.
UUAUUCGCCAAAAUAAUGUUAGAAGUAUUUUUCUUAUCUACUAAGCGUCCUACAACGAAGAAAUUUUGCUAUAUCAAACUUACAAAUCUUCAUUCUCGCACGUUCCACAGACAAGAAGGCGACCGCAUGUUCCACAACGUCGAGAUGGGCCCGGCCGAACGGGAGAAUCAAUCGCAGCUGAACGUUUUCACUGCCAGCCCGGGCGAGUACAUUGUGCACGCCAACAAGUACCUGCGGCUCCCGGUGCCGGAAGUCACCGGAAACAUCAUCGAAUCGAGCAUCGGCCGCAUGAACACGUUCAACUCGUUCCAGGCACCGAAGACGCGCAACGACGUGAUACGGAUGCUCGGGGACCAGAGCAACGAAACCUAUCAGGUGUUCCGUGAAAAGGAUUCCAAGGAUAUCGUCAAAACGAUCUGUGUCGGUAUCUUCGAUUGCCGUAACAGGACCUGGUCGCUGUACUCGGACAAUCCCAAGUUCAAUGCCCCGCUGGUGGUUUUGCCUUUGGUGAUCAAGGAAUAGUAGGUAUCGUAGGCCAGGCAAACAGUUGCGAUUGUCAACGGGCAUUUCUUAUUGGUUAUUAAAGGUUGGUGAGAUGUAUUUAUGACAAGCAUUUAAAUGCUGUGCGAUGUGCUUAAAAGAUGCAAUUGCGUGCUACGGUUGAGUUAGUUUUACAGAUGCAAUAAACGAAAUAUUGAAUAUUUAA